Molecule: messenger RNA, 1173 nt
Organism: Malaya genurostris
Lineage: Eukaryota; Metazoa; Arthropoda; Insecta; Diptera; Culicidae
Exons: 2
Coding region: 72-623 (183 amino acids)
Molecular function (GO): carbohydrate binding
Source: RefSeq, a predicted model, not a curated record
CGCUGUUGCAAGCACGCUUGAGAAGAUCUUCGCUGAAACAAAAAAAAAACACACACACAAAACAGGUCGCAAUGAGUGAACGUCCAUUUACGGUGCAGUUUCCCAAAAGCCCCGAAAUCGGAGACGAAAUCAUUGUUAGGGGUAAACUUAAACCCGACGCGAAAGUAUUCUCUGUUAAUUUCAUCCUACCACUGCCACCGUCAAUGCUGAGAUCCUUGUCGGAACCGGAUUCUGUUCCUGCAAGUAAUCAGAACAUACAUACAUGCUGCUCUAAUGGACAUUCGACGUCAUCACAAGCACCACCCUACAUAGCAUAUCACUUCAAGACCGUUUUCCUUGACGAUGGAACCAGCGUCGUGGUGCAAAAUUGGAAAAAUAUCGUCUGGCAGCAGGAAAUGCGUAGUCCCAACCUGUGGCUUAAGGACAGAAAUCGACCGUUUGGGAUAAUAUUCCGUUUCCAUCAUGACACGAUUAAGGUAUUCGCCGAACACACUCAUCACGCACCGGAAUACGAGUUCGAGUACCAGGUGCCGCUUGAGAGCAUCCGGAUCGUUGAGCUGUGGGACGACGUAGAGUUCGUGGAAGAAGUGACUUUCAGAUUUAGAAACGUGAGGCACUCGUAGGGCGUGGGCGAUCUAUAAAUUGAAGUGUGAGCAGUUUUCGGAACACAAAUAAAACAGUUAACGAGGGAUUCCGUGUACAAGGUGUUAAUUGUCACUCUCGCUUCGCCUAAUGUAAACACUCACCAUCCGGCGAGUAAAUUCGUACUUCGUGCUCACUAGCGUAAUGAAAUUUUCCUCAGCACCUCCGGUAUCUUGCACAAAUCACGACCUGCACGAACAAUCCAAGUCAGUAUUUUUUUUCUAAUAUAGGAUCUUUACAAGUUUUACAUAUGAUAGGGAAAAGUCAAUUGAAUAAAGAUUUUAUCAAGCAACCGGAACGAAUUAUUAUUCAAGAGACUUCGAGCAUUGAUUGCAGUGGAGUAAAGUUCAUACAUGAAUCAGGUUCGUUCGCCUCCGGGAGAAUGUACGCUGCUCGUAUGUGGGAAUUUUUGCAACCUGUCAUGAUUCAUGGUGGAGUAAGUGGUAGUCGCGUAGCGUACGAAUCCAAGUGAUAGUGUUGCGUAGUUGGACAAAUCAUAUAACUCAUUAUUCCGGUCAACGGUUCAAUAAC